Molecule: messenger RNA, 1518 nt
Organism: Letharia columbiana
Lineage: Eukaryota; Fungi; Ascomycota; Lecanoromycetes; Lecanorales; Parmeliaceae
Exons: 9
Coding region: 1-1518 (505 amino acids)
Biological process (GO): lactate metabolic process
Molecular function (GO): L-lactate dehydrogenase (cytochrome) activity; heme binding
Source: RefSeq, a predicted model, not a curated record
AUGAACCACGAGUCGAAUGAUCAGCAGCCAAAGGAGCAAAAGCUGCGUGGCGAAGAAGUGGCCAAACAUAAUAAUGACAAAGACUGCUGGGUCAUUAUCCACGGUAGAGUCUACGAUGUCACCGAGUUCAAAGAAGAGCACCCAGGAGGUAAAUCCAUCAUUCUUAAGUGGGCUGGCAAAGAUGCCACCGAGACGUACAAUCCUAUACACCCCCCGGACACCCUUGAUAAGUUUCUUGAUAAAUCGAAGCACUUGGGAGAAGUGAACAUGGAUACAGUGGAACAAGAAAAAGAAUUCGACCCCGAUGAAGAAGAACGGCAAGAGAGAAUCAAACGCAUGCCGAUUUUGGAACAAUGCUACAACCUAAUGGACUUUGAGGCUGUGGCGCGACGGGUAAUGAAGAAGACCGCAUGGGCUUACUACUCCAGCGGAUCAGAUGAUGAGAUUACGAUGCGAGAAAACCAUUCAGCCUUCCAUAAGAUAUGGUUUCGACCAAGAAUCCUUCACGAUGUUGAAAAUAUAGAUCUCUCCACCCAAAUGCUUGGAACUAAAGUAGACAUUCCAUUCUAUGUCACUGCGACAGCACUGGGUAAACUUGGCAAUUCCGAAGGCGAAGUAAUACUCACACGUGGUGCGAAGAAACAUAAUGUCAUCCAGAUGAUUCCCACACUCGCUAGCUGUUCUUUUGACGAGAUUGUCGAUGCCAGGCAGGGUGACCAGGCACAAUGGCUCCAGCUCUACGUAAACAAAGACCGCGCAAUUACGGAACGUAUAAUCAAACAUGCCGAGAAUCGUGGGUGUAGAGGUCUCUUCAUUACUGUCGAUGCACCUCAGCUCGGCCGCCGGGAGAAGGAUAUGCGCAGCAAAUUUUCUGAUGUGGGAUCGAAUGUGCAAAACACCGGCGGCGACAACGUGGAUAGAUCCCAAGGCGCUGCACGUGCUAUCUCUUCCUUCAUCGACCCAUCACUUAGCUGGAAAGAUAUUCCCUGGUUCCUCGGCGUGACGAGUAUGCCAAUCCUUCUUAAGGGUGUACAAAGGGUUGAAGAUGUCAUCCGAGCUAUCGAGGUUGGCGUCCAAGGUGUUGUACUUUCCAACCAUGGUGGCCGCCAGCUCGACUUUGCAAGGUCAGGAAUCGAAGUUCUUGCUGAAGUUAUGCCCGUCUUGCGUGAACGUAAUUGGCAGGAUAGGAUCGAGAUAUAUAUUGAUGGCGGUAUUCGACGUUCUACUGACAUAAUCAAGGCGUUGUGCUUGGGCGCAAGAGGGGUGGGCAUUGGCAGACCGUUUCUAUAUGCUAUGAGUGCUUACGGACUGCCUGGCGUGGACCGAGCCAUGCAAUUGCUGAAAGAUGAAAUGGAGAUGAACAUGAGACUCAUUGGCUGCUCCAAGGUUGAUCAACUCAACCCCACGCUCCUGGACACUAGAGGCCUGAGCAUGCAUUCGACUUCAGUGCCAGCAGAUACCUUGGGUAUGACCAUCUAUGAUCCGCUCGUAAACCCACAGGAGAAGGCGAAGCUAUGA